UGCCCUCUGCCCUGCAUGAACGGCGGCCAGUGUUCCUCCCGAAACCAGUGCCUGUGUCCCCCGGACUUCACCGGUCGCUUCUGCCAGGUGCCCGCUGGAGGAGCUGGCGGGGUCACCGGCGGCGCAGGCCCCGGGCUUGGCCGGGCCGGGGCCCUGUCCACAGGCGCGCUUCCGCCCCUGGCUCCAGAAAGCGAGUCUGUAGCCAGCAAGCAUGCCAUCUACGCGGUCCAGGUGAUCGCUGAUCCGCCCGGGCCCGGGGAGGGGCCCCCUGCCCAGCAUGCAGCCUUCCUGGUGCCCCUCGGGCCGGGACAGAUCUCAGCGGAAGUGCAGGCCCCGCCCCCCGUGGUGAACGUGCGCGUGCACCAUCCUCCCGAUGCCUCGGUCCAAGUUCACCGCAUCGAGGGGCCGAACGCCGAGGGCCCAGCCCCCUCGCAGCACCUGCUGCCGCACCCCAAGCCCCAGCACCCCCGGCCACCCACCCAGAAGCCCUUGGGCCGCUGCUUCCAGGACACACUGCCCAAGCAGCCUUGCGGCAGCAACCCCCUCCCCGGCCUCACCAAGCAGGAAGACUGCUGUGGGAGCAUCGGCACCGCCUGGGGCCAGAGCAAGUGCCAUAAGUGCCCCCAGCUGCAGUACACAGGGGUGCAGAAACCGGGACCUGUACGUGGGGAGGUGGGCGCUGACUGCCCUCAGGGCUACAAGAGACUCAACAGCACCCAUUGCCAGGACAUCAACGAGUGCGCGAUGCCCGGCAUGUGUCGCCAUGGUGACUGCCUCAACAACCCCGGCUCCUAUCGCUGCGUCUGCCCGCCUGGCCAUAGCUUGGGCCCCUCCCGAACGCAGUGCAUUGCGGACAAGCCAGAGGAGAAGAGCCUGUGCUUCCGCCUGGUGAGCCCCGAGCACCAGUGCCAGCACCCGCUGACCACGCGCCUCACCCGCCAGCUCUGCUGCUGCAGCGUGGGCAAGGCCUGGGGCGCGAGGUGCCAGCGCUGCCCGGCUGAUGGCACUGCUGCCUUCAAGGAGAUCUGUCCAGCUGGGAAGGGCUACCACAUCCUCACUUCCCACCAGACCCUCACCAUUCAAGGCGAAAGUGAUUUUUCCCUUUUCCUGCACCCUGACGGGCCACCCAAGCCCCAGCAGCAUCCUGAGAGCCCCAGCCGGGCACCGCCACCUGAGGACGCGGAGGAAGAACGAGGGGUGAGCACGGACUCACCAGUGAUGGAGGAACAGUCGGCACAGCAGAGCCACCUGACCGCCACCACAUCUCCUGCCAGGCCCUACCCUGAGUUGAUCUCCAGGCCCUCGCCUCCCACCGUGCGUUGGUUCCUGCCAGACCUGCCCCCUUCCCGCAGUGCAGUGGAGAUUGCUCCUACCCAGGUCACAGACGUGAACGAGUGCGAGGCGGAGCCGUGCGGCGCCGGGAGGGGCAUCUGCAUGAACACGGGCGGCUCCUACAACUGCCACUGCAACCGCGGCUACCGCCUGCACGUGGGCGCCGGGGGGCGCUCGUGCGUGGACCUGAACGAGUGCGCCAAGCCCCACCUGUGCGGCGACGGCGGCUUCUGCCUCAACUUCCCCGGUCACUACAAGUGCAACUGUUACCCCGGCUACCGGCUCAAAGCCUCACGACCGCCCGUGUGCGAAGACAUCGACGAGUGCCGAGACCCUAGCUCCUGUCCGGAUGGCAAAUGCGAGAACAAACCCGGGAGCUUCAAGUGCAUUGCCUGUCAGCCUGGCUACCGCAGCCAGGGGGGCGGGGCCUGCCGCGACGUGAACGAGUGCGCCGAGGGCAGCCCCUGCUCACCGGGCUGGUGCGAGAACCUCCCAGGCUCCUUCCGCUGCACGUGCGCCCAGGGCUACGCGCCUGCGCCGGAUGGCCGCAGUUGCCUGGAUGUGGAUGAGUGUGAGGCCGGGGAUGUGUGUGACAAUGGCAUCUGCACCAACACGCCAGGCUCCUUCCAAUGUCAGUGCCUCUCCGGCUACCAUCUAUCAAGAGACCGGAGCCGAUGCGAGGAUAUUGAUGAGUGUGACUUCCCUGCCGCCUGCAUUGGGGGUGACUGCAUCAACACCAAUGGCUCCUACCGAUGUCUUUGUCCUCAGGGGCACCGGCUGGUGGGCGGCAGGAAGUGCCAAGACAUCGACGAGUGCAUACUGUUCGGGGCAGAGAUCUGCAAGGAGGGCAAGUGCGUGAAUACGCAGCCCGGCUACGAGUGCUAUUGCAAGCAAGGCUUCUACUACGACGGGAACCUACUGGAGUGCGUGGACGUGGACGAGUGCUUGGACGAGUCCAACUGCCGGAACGGAGUGUGUGAGAACACGCGCGGCGGCUACCGCUGUGCCUGCACGCCCCCCGCCGAGUACAGCCCGGCGCAGCGGCAGUGUCUGAGCCCGGAGGAGAUGGACGUAGACGAGUGUCAGGACCCGGCAGCGUGCCGCCCUGGCCGCUGCGUCAACCUGCCGGGCUCCUACCGCUGCGAGUGCCGCCCGCCCUGGGUGCCCGGGCCCUCCGGCCGCGAUUGCCAGCUCCCCGAGAGCCCAGCCGAGCGUGCCCCGGAGCGACGGGACGUGUGCUGGGCCCAGCGCGGAGAAGAUGGCAUGUGCGCGGGUCCCCUGGCCGGGCCAGCCCUCACCUUCGACGACUGCUGCUGUCGUCAGGGCCGUGGUUGGGGAGCCCAGUGUCGCCCUUGCCCGCCACGCAGCGCUGGGUCCCAGUGCCCAACGUCACAGAGUGAGAGCAAUUCCUUCUGGGACGCGAGCCCCCUGCUGCUAGGAAAGCCCCCUCGAGAAGAGGACAGCUCGGAGGAGGACUCGGACGAGUGCCGCUGCGUGAGUGGCCGCUGCGUGCCGAGGCCCGGCGGCGCCGUGUGCGAGUGUCCGGGCGGCUUCCAGCUCGACGCCUCUCGUGCGCGUUGUGUCGACAUCGAUGAGUGCCGAGAACUGAACCAGCGUGGGCUGCUGUGCAAGAGUGAGCGCUGCGUGAACACAAGCGGGUCCUUCCGCUGCGUCUGCAAAGCUGGCUUCGCACGCAGCCGCCCACACGGGGCCUGUGUGCCCCAGCGCCGCCGCUAA
Molecule: messenger RNA, 3069 nt
Organism: Puma concolor (puma)
Lineage: Eukaryota; Metazoa; Chordata; Mammalia; Carnivora; Felidae
Source: RefSeq, a predicted model, not a curated record